CCCCUGUGUGUAUUUGGGGUUAGGGUUAGACUCAGGUAUUUCUCACCCUGUCGAGGAGAAGAGGGAGCGGAGCCCGUGGCUGCCUGAGAACCUUAGGGAUCCCUGAAAGAGAGAGCGGGAGGGAGAGAAAGAGAGGCAAGGGUCCAGCGCCUUGAGUGCGGAGUGAGAAUGCUGUAAGGAGCACAGUUCAGGGAGGAAAUAAACAGGACUUUUCCAUCUUUAUUUAAAAAAAGACAGUGGACUAUCCGAUCCCCGAUACGUAGGGUGAGGGUCUGGUCUGAGUGGAUUGUACAGAACCAAACAGACAUAACCAGCACCAUGGGAGCCCCCAGGGUGAAGAAGUCCGUUUUCUCGCGGCUGCUCGUACUCCUAUUGUGCAUCCCCCCCUCGCUCGCACAGGACGAGUACUCUGGUUACCACUCAGGUGAUGAACACACCUAUGAGGGCUCCUUGGUCGACAACUAUGAGCAUUCAGGAUACCCACACCCAGAGGAAUACCCACCGGAGCCCACUCACAGCUAUGAGGAGCAGCAACCCUCAUCUGGAUAUGACCCCUAUGCACCAGCCCCCACCAGCGUGAGCAUGAUCACAGAGGACUCCUACCCCUACACCACCACUACACAGGUGCCAUACGAGCAGGAGCCCUACUACGAAGAGUCGCUCCAGGCCCCUGGUGGUGGGGAGGCUUCUCUGGGGGAGGAGGGGCCAACCGACUGUAACUGUGAGCCAGGAGAGCCAGGGUUCGCUGGGUUUGCAGGGCCCAAGGGAGCCAGAGGACUGCAAGGUAAAGAUGGCUUCCCUGGGGCUCAAGGACGGGAGGGGUACAAAGGAUUCAAAGGAGUUCUAGGAAGAGGCGGAGACACAGGGCCUGAGGGUGACUCCGGGCCUGAUGGGGAGGACGGUGCUUCUGGUUUCUCUGGAGCCCAGGGCUUGCCUGGUCUUCCUGGCGAUCCAGGUGAGACUGGGGUGCUAGGACUGAAGGGUGACAUCGGUAUGGAGGGGCCACGCGGAGGAGUCGGGGUUCCGGGUGAGACUGGUCCAAUUGGUGAGGCAGGGCCUGGUGGUCUUGAUGGAACUGGAGGUAUCAAGGGAUCAACUGGAGCAGAAGGGAAACAGGGUCCUGAAGGAGCAGAAGGGGAAAAGGGUCAGAUUGGAGCACCUGGAUUCUCAGGAGACCAUGGGGAGAUGGGCUAUAAUGGGUAUCCUGGAGAGCCAGGAGGCAGAGGAGAGACCGGUCACAAGGGCGACCAAGGCCCAGGGGGCAUGCCAGGCAGUGACGGGGAGCCUGGAGAGGAUGGUCCACUUGGAGUUCCUGGGGUGAUCGGCUUUCCUGGAGAGUUUGGACAAAAGGGAGCGAAAGGGGAUCGUGGUGUGAGGGGACCUCCUGGGAGAGUAGGAGCUGGGGGGCCUCAAGGAUAUAGAGGAGAUGCAGGAGUUCCAGGGAAACCAGGACCUAAAGGCCUGCAGGGCCAACCUGGAGCCAAGGGGGAGACAGGACCCGAUGGUGAGAAGGGUGGGGUUGGAAGAACUGGAGUGAAGGGAGGGAAAGGAGACAAGGGAAGUUUUGGAGCACGUGGUGACAAAGGACAGCAAGGAGAGAGAGGUACCAUUGGCCCUGAUGGCAUUGUUGGACCGAAAUGGACCCCCGGCAUCCCAGGCUCCAGAGGAGAGCCAGGUCCAGACGGUGACCUGGGCGUCAAAGGUGGCUCUGGACCUAAAGGGAGUGCCAGGUGCCCCCUGUGCGGCCCUGGGCUGACAGAUGAGCAGGUAUUGCAGCUGUGUAAAGGAGUGGUGACAGCCCAGAUCUCCCAGUAUGCAGCUUCCAUCCGGGCCAAGUGUUCCCAAGGCUGCCCCAUCAACAACCGCACACUCAUUGGGCCGCGAACCAGGGGACCAACUGGAGAAUCAGGCAAACCCGGUAAAGCAGGCAAAGCUGGAGUCAAAGGAGCCAGGGGCAUCCAAGGGGACACAGGAAUGGAUGGUCAGAAGGGGGCAGAGGGUGAAAGAGGUACAAAAGGUCCGAAAGGAAAGGGGGGUGAGCCUGGUAAAGGUCUGCCAGGACACGAUGGGCAUCAAGGCCUCAGAGGGCUGCCAGGUCACCCAGCAGAGCCAAAGAAAGGUAUGGCAGGUCCCAGAGGGCCCCGUGGUUUCACAGGCGCUUUGGGCCAGCCUGGCAUGGCGGGCAACGCAGGAGUGCCCGGCUUCUGUGAGGCACGGGACUGCAGCAUUCACGCGCCUGUGAUGCGUAAGGAGCAGGGCCUAGUGAAGGGACCCCCGAUCUAA
Coregonus clupeaformis (lake whitefish) is the source of this 2283-nucleotide messenger RNA. Its product is annotated as collagen alpha-2(I) chain-like. The record is from RefSeq and is a predicted model, not a curated record. Lineage: Eukaryota; Metazoa; Chordata; Actinopteri; Salmoniformes; Salmonidae.